This is a messenger RNA of Bufo gargarizans (Asiatic toad), 2346 nucleotides long. It is a transcript of the gene BTK, whose product is annotated as Bruton tyrosine kinase. NCBI's taxonomy places the organism in Eukaryota, Metazoa, Chordata, Amphibia, Anura, Bufonidae. Bases 116 to 2092 code for a protein of 658 amino acids. The record is from RefSeq and is a predicted model, not a curated record. Gene Ontology annotation, molecular function: non-membrane spanning protein tyrosine kinase activity; protein binding; ATP binding. The transcript is spliced from 19 exons. Gene Ontology annotation, biological process: adaptive immune response; intracellular signal transduction; T cell receptor signaling pathway.
CUAAAGCAUGUUUUCCUUCAUCUAGUUCAUUAGAACUGUUUGUUCUACAUUAACACAACCAAGCCUGACUGUAGGAGUGCUCUUCAAGACCCCAAGUAACACUCAAUUAAGAAAUAUGGCCACAGCUACUGCUAGUAUCCUGGAGAGUAUUUUUUUGAAGCGGUCACAGCAAAAACGUAAGACAUCACCUCUAAACUACAAGAAGAGGCUGUUUGUACUCACAGAGAGCAAGAUCACGUACUAUGAAUACGACUUUGAUAGAGGGCGUCGAGGAAGUAAGAAGGGGUCAGUAGAUCUGGACAAGAUCAUUUGUGUAGAGUGUGUAGAGCCUGAAGAAAAUCCACCUCCAGAAAGACAAAUCCCGACAAGGGAAGAUUUUGCAGAAACUGAACAGAUUAGUAUCAUUGAGCGAUUUCCCUACCCAUUCCAGAUAAUGUAUGAUGAUGGACCCCUCUAUAUCUUCGCCCCAACAGAGGAUCUGAGGAAACGAUGGAUUCAUCAGCUAAAGCAUGUUAUUCGUUUUAAUAGUGACCUGGCUCAAAAGUUUCAUCCACUCUUCCACCAAGAUGGACAGUACCUAUGCUGUGCACAAACAGCUAAAAAUGCCAUGGGAUGUCAAGUCCUGCAGAAUGCCAAUGGAGUCCUAAAGAAUGAUUCCUCAAAGAGAAGAUCUCGAAAACCACUACCACCUGCACCUUCUGAUGCUUUGGUAAAAUCUGUUAAGCCACUACCACCUGCGCCAACAAAUGUUACCAAUCCAUUAGGAGUACAGAAAGUGGUAGCGAUGUAUGACUUCACUCCAAUCAAUUCUCAGGAUCUACAGUUACACAAAGGAGAAGAGUAUUUAUUAUUAGAUGAGGGCAGUGGACAGCCCUGGCUAAGAGCAAGAGAUAAAAAUGGGAAUGAGGGUUAUAUCCCUAGCAAUUAUGUGACAGAAGCUCAGGAUCCUAUGGAAAUAUAUGAAUGGUAUUCAAAAAAUAUGACAAGAAACCAGGCAGAGCAAUUACUAAGGGCAGAGGACAAGGAGGGUGGAUUUAUUGUUAGAGAUUCUAGCAAAGCUGGAAAGUAUACAGUGUCUGUGUAUGCAAAGUCAUCUGGGGAAGGAAUUAUCCGUCAUUACGUAGUAUGUGAGACGCCUUCAAACCAGUAUUACUUAGCAGAGAAACAUCUCUAUUCCUCAAUUCCAGAACUGAUCACCUAUCAUCAGCAUAAUGCCGCUGGAUUGAUCUCAAGACUGAAGUAUCCGGUGUGUUCUGUCAGAAGAAUACCAUCCACUGCUGGUCUUGGCUAUGGCUCAUGGGAGAUUGAUCCCAAAGACCUGACUUUCCUCAAAGAAUUAGGGACUGGACAGUUUGGGGUUGUAAAGUACGGAAAAUGGCGAGGACAACAUGAAGUUGCAAUCAAAAUGGUAAAGGAGGGUUCGAUGUCAGAGGAUGAGUUCAUUGAAGAAGCAAAGUGCAUGAUGAAAUUAUCCCAUGAAAAUCUGGUUCAGUUAUAUGGAGUCUGCACAAAGCAACGUCCAAUUUUUAUAAUUACUGAGUAUCUUUCCAAUGGCUGUCUGCUGUCUUACCUAAAAGAUGCCCGUUCACAUAUGGGACCAGGAGACCUCCUGUCCAUGUGUGGUGAUGUAUGUGCUGCAAUGAAUUAUCUUGAGUCUAAACAAUUUCUGCACCGUGAUCUGGCUGCCAGGAACUGUUUAGUGGCUGAAGAUGGCACAGUAAAAGUUUCAGAUUUUGGCCUCUCAAGGUAUGUAUUGGAUGAUGAAUAUACAAGUUCAUUGGGCUCAAAGUUUCCUGUCCGUUGGUCUCCUCCUGAAGUUCUUUUAUACAGCAAGUUCAGCAGUAAAUCAGAUGUGUGGUCAUUUGGUAUCCUGAUGUGGGAGGUAUUCACAUUUGGAAAGAUGCCAUAUGAAAGAUUUGGUAACAGCGAAAUUGUGGAUCAAAUAAUAAAAGGAGUUCGUUUGUACAGACCUCAGCUUGCAACAGAAAAAGUGUACGGUGUAAUGGUUAGCUGCUGGGAAGAGAUAGCUGAUGACAGACCAACCUUUCGGAAUCUACAGGCAGCAAUUAUGGAAAUUAUGGAGGAACUAUAAAGAAGUGUUGAACUUAACUGAAACUAGAUGGUUGUCUCCAAAUGAAUUAUUAUAAUUUACCAAAAUCACUGGACUUUAUAUGUGAUGUGUGAUAUCAUUUUGCUAGUACUUUUGAUAGUGAUGUAAUUUCAUUAACAGCAAUCAGAGUGGAAUUGAUUUCAAUAAAUAGUUACAUUUCUGAACUGUUGAUAUUUAUAGAAAAUAAAGACUUACAUAUCCAUUGAAAACAUUUAAACAUAUUAAAUGUAUUGUUA